GCACUGGUACCAAUUCCCGGAAGAACCAGAAGACGCUCCGACGAUGAGCGGGUGGCGGUGGCUGCGGCUGCUGUGGCGGCGCUGACAGGACACGAGCUCUAUGCCUUUCCGGCUGCUCGUCUCGGUUGGCCUCCUGUGCGCGCUGUUGCCCCUGCACCAUGGUGCGCCGGGCCCCGACGGCACCGCGCCCGACCCCGCCCACUACAGGGAGCGUGUCAAGGCCAUGUUCUACCACGCCUACGAUAGCUACUUGGAGAAUGCCUUUCCCUACGACGAGCUGCGACCUCUCACCUGUGACGGGCACGACACCUGGGGCAGUUUUUCUCUGACUCUAAUUGAUGCUCUGGACACCUUGCUGAUUUUGGGGAAUGUAACUGAAUUCCAAAGAGUGGUUGAAGUGCUCCAGGACAAUGUGGACUUUGACAUUGAUGUGAAUGCCUCUGUGUUUGAAACCAACAUCCGAGUGGUAGGAGGACUUCUCUCUGCUCACCUGCUUUCAAAGAAGGCUGGGGUGGAGGUGGAGGCUGGAUGGCCCUGCUCUGGACCUCUCUUGAGAAUGGCUGAGGAGGCAGCCCGUAAACUCCUCCCAGCUUUUCAGACCCCCACUGGCAUGCCAUAUGGAACAGUGAACCUGCUUCAUGGCGUGAACCCAGGAGAGACCCCUGUCACCUGUACGGCAGGGAUUGGGACCUUCAUUGUGGAAUUUGCCACCCUGAGCAGCCUCACUGGUGACCCUGUGUUUGAAGACGUGGCCAGAGUGGCCCUGAUGCGCCUUUGGGAGAGCCGUUCAGAUAUUGGGCUGGUCGGCAACCACAUUGACGUGCUCACUGGCAAGUGGGUGGCCCAGGAUGCAGGCAUCGGGGCUGGCGUGGACUCCUACUUUGAGUACCUGGUGAAAGGAGCCAUCCUACUUCAGGAUAAGAAGCUUAUGGCCAUGUUUCUAGAAUAUAACAAAGCCAUUCGGAAUUACACCCGCUUUGAUGACUGGUACCUGUGGGUGCAGAUGUAUAAGGGGACUGUGUCCAUGCCGGUCUUUCAGUCUUUGGAAGCCUACUGGCCUGGUCUUCAGAGCCUCAUUGGGGACAUUGACAAUGCCAUGAGGACUUUCCUUAACUACUACACUGUCUGGAAGCAAUUUGGGGGGCUCCCAGAAUUCUACAACAUUCCUCAGGGUUACACAGUGGAGAAGCGAGAGGGCUACCCACUUCGGCCAGAACUCAUCGAGAGUGCCAUGUAUCUCUACCGUGCAACCGGGGAUCCCACCCUCUUAGAACUUGGAAGAGAUGCUGUGGAAUCCAUUGAAAAGAUCAGCAAGGUGGAGUGUGGAUUUGCAACAAUCAAAGAUCUGCGAGACCACAAGCUUGACAACCGCAUGGAGUCCUUCUUCCUGGCUGAGACUGUGAAAUAUCUGUACCUUCUCUUCGAUCCAACCAACUUCAUACACAACAACGGUUCCACUUUUGAUGCGGUGAUAACCCCCUAUGGGGAAUGCAUCCUGGGGGCUGGGGGCUACAUUUUCAACACAGAAGCCCACCCCAUUGACCCCGCUGCCCUACACUGUUGCCGGAGGCUGAAGGAAGAGCAGUGGGAAGUGGAAGACUUGAUGAGGGAAUUCUACUCUCUCAAACGGAAUAGGUCGAGAUUUAAAAAAAAAACUAUGCGCUCUGGGCCAUGGGAACCCCCAACAGGGACAGGAGCAUUCUCCUCACCAGAAAACGAUGACCAGAGAAGAGAAAAGAAACCUACCAAGCAGAAAAUCCCACUUCUCAGCUGUCCUAGUCAACCCUUUACCUCUAAGUUGGCAUUACUGGGACAAGUUUUCCUAGAUUCCUCAUAACCACUGGAUGCUUUUUUGUUGGUUUUUGAAACUAAGCUAACAAUAAAUCUGCUUUUAGCUAU
Molecule: messenger RNA, 1899 nt
Organism: Condylura cristata (star-nosed mole)
Lineage: Eukaryota; Metazoa; Chordata; Mammalia; Eulipotyphla; Talpidae
Gene: EDEM2
Product: ER degradation enhancer, mannosidase alpha-like 2
Exons: 11
Coding region: 101-1837 (578 amino acids)
Biological process (GO): carbohydrate metabolic process; mannose trimming involved in glycoprotein ERAD pathway; endoplasmic reticulum mannose trimming
Cellular component (GO): membrane; endoplasmic reticulum
Molecular function (GO): mannosyl-oligosaccharide 1,2-alpha-mannosidase activity; calcium ion binding
Source: RefSeq, a predicted model, not a curated record